Molecule: messenger RNA, 1965 nt
Organism: Corythoichthys intestinalis (scribbled pipefish)
Lineage: Eukaryota; Metazoa; Chordata; Actinopteri; Syngnathiformes; Syngnathidae
Gene: tha1
Product: threonine aldolase 1
Exons: 7
Coding region: 201-1514 (437 amino acids)
Biological process (GO): L-threonine catabolic process; glycine biosynthetic process
Cellular component (GO): cytosol
Molecular function (GO): L-allo-threonine aldolase activity
Source: RefSeq, a predicted model, not a curated record
ACUAAUGCGGUUUAAAUAUUAAAAUGGUAAUAUAAUAGUUUGGUAAAGUAUAUCACUUUACUAGUAGUUUCCAUAACAAUAGAUUUAUAUUAACAUAGAUUGUGUAUGAGGCGCCACCAAGUGGACAAUAUUGAUCUUUGCAGUUUUUACGGGCUAUUCGGUCAUCCAUUAACAGUCCUGCCUACAGGCGAGGCAAGUCAAUGAUUAUCGAUUUCAUCGAUCCAAAGUUCAUUCCAAAACUGAACCGCUUCGAUGCUUGCGCUGAAACAAUGUCCCUAAAAACAUUUGGUUCGAAGUUCUAUUUUUGGAGUUUGGCUUUCACUCGACGAGAUGCUGGCAAACGAAGUUAUUACAACAGCGGGGGCUCAAGAAUCUCCGAGCCGGGCCGGGCUGCUCAUGUCCGGGUUGUGGACCUCCGCAGUGAUACGGUCACUAAACCUGGAGCGGUGAUGCGCCGGGCCAUGGCCGAGGCCGAAGUCGGAGACGAUGUCAUGGGCGAAGACCCCACAGUCAACGAGUUGCAAAAGAUUGCAGCUGACAUGUUUGGGAUGGAGGCGGCUCUGUUUGUCCCCACGGGAACGAUGAGUAACCUCAUUGCAGUGAUGGUACACUGCAGGGAGCGCGGUGACGAGAUGAUUGUGGGCGACCUAUCCCAUCUACACAUCUACGAACAGGGAGGCAGUGCACAGCUUGCUGGCGUCCACUCGACCACGGCCACAAACCUCCGAGAUGGCACCAUGGACCUGGACCAGCUCGAAUCCAAGAUCCGCCAUGGCUACCCGGACCCUCACUAUCCUCGCUCACGCCUUAUCUGUGUGGAGAACACGCACAACAUACAAGGAGGACGUGUCCUGCCGCUACGGUUCCUACAAGAGGUGCGAGCUCUGGCCGACAAGCACGGCUUGUCGGUGCACAUGGAUGGCGCGCGUCUGAUGAACGCCGUCGUGGCGCUCGGCGUGUCAGCGGCGGACAUACUGCAGCACACGCACACUGUCAGUGUGUGUCUUUCUAAGGGACUUGGUGCUCCAGUGGGAACCAUGCUCGCCGGGCCCAGAGAUUUCAUUUCCCGGGCGGUGAGAUGCCGUAAAGCUCUAGGCGGUGGAAUGCGGCAAGCCGGCAUCAUAGCGGCAGCGGGAAAAGUGUCUUUGCUGGAGAUGGUCAAGAGACUACAAGAAGAUCACGACAAUGCCAAAACUUUCGCUCGAGCUUUACAAACGUGCGAGCCGCAGCUGUUUGACGUGGACUUGGCUGCCGUGGAGACAAACAUACUGCGCUUCGAAGUCCGAGAACCCGCCUUGAAUCCUGUAGAGUUCUGUGAGCGCAUGGCCCAGGUGGGGCAAGGGGAGGAGGAGGAACUGGGCGAGGGGGUACAAGUCCUCAUGUACCCUCAUUUUGGCAACUCAGUGAGAGCCGUGUGGCAUCUAGGGAUAUCGCCGGAAGACACGCAGAUGGCCGUCCGGAAAAUGCAGUUUGUCGCCCGUCAAUGCUUGGAGAAUAAACAGCAAAGGGACUAAUCCAGCCUACAGAACUUUUACAUAAUCAAGGGUGGCGUCAGCCCUAAUGUUUGUUGUUUUGUUUGAACGCUUGUUGAACAAAACUAAUUAAAUCAUUGACUGCCAUUGAGGUCUAGCAUCAUAAAUGGCAGCCUAUGAGAAUUUAAAAUUAAAUGAAAAUACCAUUUAGUAAUUUUCAGAUUAAUUUAUUUUAAGUUUUCAAAUAUAUUUUUAUAAUAUGGUUUUAUAAAUCGGUAUUUUUCAAAAGGUUUUUAUAUUGUACAUAAUGAUGAAUGGAUUAAAUUAUUGAAUCAUGCAAACUAAGUAAAAUAUAUUGAAUGAAUACAAUUUGAUUGUAUUUCAGAUUUGUAUUUAAUGAAAAUGAUGUAUUAUUUACAAUUACAGUGAUCCCUCGCUACUUCAUGCUUCAAAUUUAGUGCCCUCAGUCCAUCUCAGAUUUUUUUUUUCAAUU